AUGUCCGUUAAGACCCCCAUCCAAGCGAGUUACGAAAAGAAAGUGCAUACACCACCAAGCAUAGAACGACAUGACAGUGCACGGCCAAAACUUGUCAAGAGUUUUUCUGGAAAGUUGUUUAGAAGACAGUUAGAGCUGGAAUCAAAUUCGUGCCACACGUUUGAUUCAACUGGGUUAUUUGUGCCAGCAUACAGCUUAUCAUCAGGAAAAAAACGUACUCCCAAACCACUAAAUCUUUCGCACCCUAUUACACCACCACCCAGCUUAAGAAAAACGAGCACAACAUCUGCUUCAACUUAUUCCUCGUCUCUCAAUACUAAUUUAUUCCACAGUGGCCUAUCUCAACUAGAGUCACCAAUAAAGCUAGCACCUUCGGUGGAAAUCAAGAACUUGGAAAUUCUGUCGAAUUCAGAGGCGACAUACAGUCUCAAUUCAGGCAUCAGUCCUAGGCACCGCGGCCAUCCAAUUGUUUGGACGGAAACUGCCAAUGAUCCCUUUCUUGAAGAGGGCUCCCCAACUUAUCUUUGUGAUGUAUCUGAGAAUAUUUCCAGAGUGAGAACAAAUGGUGGCCACAGACGAUUUAUCAGUAGCACAUGUGCAUUGUGUGAUGAGAAGAUGAGCAGCAUCUUUUGUGGAGAAAAAGUAAUUGAGAUGACCUGUUCUCACGCAUGCCAUUAUGAAUGUUAUCUCACCAUGCUGGAAUCUUUAUAUUUCAAAAAAACAUACCCAUGCUGUACAAUCUGUCACAAAUUGGUAAAGCCAGUUGACGAAGAAAUCUUGGAAGAAAUGAUUUCCAGUUUACUGACAAAAAGAAGAUUCUCCGAUGAAAACUAUACCAUCGAACCUCAAAAUUUUUUUUCUAGAGCACACACAACUAGCGCUGUUGGGUUAUUCACACCACAGGAUCAGCUUAUCAAAACAAGUGAUGUUUCGUGCAAUGGCUUCAGGACACCGUUGUAUACACCUCCCCUAGAUAGGAAACUAACCCAUAACCGUACUGACAGUGACGAGCUCGAUAUAAACUUUCCUGAUGAUUGGAGCCAGACGUUUUCAGGUCUCCUAGAUAAAGAGCAAUGCACGAACCAAAGAUCUUUGAGCAAUCCAAGCUUGAAGCAAUUGCCCAUGGAUCUAAAUGGUAUACUUCCAAGCGACCAAUGCGGUCCUCUGGUUGAAAUAUGCCAAAAUAGCGAUGAGGAUUUGUCCUCCUUUACAAUUCGCGUGAAGACAAGCGGGAAUUAUACUCCAGCGAUGGUACAGCUCAAUGCGAAUGAAGCGCAGCUUGAACGUGGUGAGACAACUUGUUUAGGAGUUCAACUGGAAGAAUACCUGAAGGACAAGAUCAACAUAUGUGAUCAAGUAGGAUCUCUUUUAAUAUUUGACGCAAUCGAUUAUUCCACUGAUGGUGAACAAUGGAUUGCUAAUAUUAUUGCAUAUUUGUUCCAAGAUAUCCUUAUACUCUUCGAUCAUGAAACGAUGACUACAGUUGGUAAAAUACCCAUGAAGCAAAUUUGUCAAGUAUUGAAACUGGACAGAGAUACACUACUCAUUGACCUUAAAAGUACAGUGCUUCCUGAAGUUUAUCUUUCAUGUCGCUCAUUUGAUUCUAAGCAAAGUCUUAUGGAGAAAUGGAUGUACUACAUGUCUGGAGGAACUGAAUUACCACAUCUGGAACACAUCACUUUAACUGCAUGGCAUAUUCUCCCAGUUGAGAUUCACAGUGCCAUAAAUCUUCAUCUCGAAACCCUCAAACAGAAUUGUUCCUUCACUGAAAAAUCGCAACCUUGGGAAAGUGAGAAAUCGAAUGUACCUCUCCAACUAAUAAUAUGUUUAAGUAUUUGCAACUAUGGAGUAAAUGAGCAGAAAACAUUAGCUGAUAAUAUGAAAAAAAUCCUGAAUAGUCUCAACGAUGAUGAUUUACUCGGGUUAGUAAUUGUAGGCAGAGAUGGCAGAGGAAAUAUUGGUGAAUAUGGUACGUUUACGGGCACAAUAGGUAAGACAUGGGAUUGCUGGCUCGAAAUAUUUGAUGGUUUGAAAGCAACUUCCAACAAAGUAUUUCAGUCAGAAGUGAGGGAACUAGACAAAAUGCUAGAAACAUGUCACCAUCUCGUCACUACGUCCGAUACCAUGCUUGCGGAAAGCCACCGAUCCAGAUACCUGAAACAGGUCCUUCUAAUAAGAAACGGAGAACCACCAAACCGUAACUCAAAGUAUUAUAAUAUUAUCAAAAAGCAUUACAAAUUUGAUUUCCUGCAAAUGCCAUCGUUUUCCAGCAUCGGAUUCGAAAGCUCCAACGAUAGUAAUGCCAAGAAUGCUGUGAAUGAUUUAGUUUCUACAUUACACGAUAAAAGAAUCAAGGACCUGACAGUGACAAUUAAUGGCCUUAAAAUUUCACUUGGAAAUUUCCAACCGGGUGAAGAAAAAACGAUGACGAUAUCCUCAUCUGAACCUGAUUUUAAUCAACAUCGCGAAUACGUGGCGGAAUGGUUUGAUCGGAAAAUUAAAUUAAACAGAAGCUUCCAAGGGGCGCUAAAAGUUUUGAAACCUGGUGGUAUUACUGGAGCACAUUUUUACAGUUACGAUGCAGAUUCCUCCUAUUCUAAUUGA
Zygotorulaspora mrakii is the source of this 2604-nucleotide messenger RNA. It is a transcript of the gene FAR1, whose product is annotated as cyclin-dependent protein serine/threonine kinase inhibiting protein FAR1. Lineage: Eukaryota; Fungi; Ascomycota; Saccharomycetes; Saccharomycetales; Saccharomycetaceae. The record is from RefSeq and is a predicted model, not a curated record. The transcript has a single exon. Bases 1 to 2604 code for a protein of 867 amino acids.